UUUUUUUUUUUUUUUCUUUCUUUCAAGAUGCCAUUUACAGACUUUGUUCUGGCCCUUAAAGACAAUCCGUACUUUGGGGCUGGAUUUGGGCUGGUAGGUGUGGGCACAGCUCUGGCUGUGGCCCGGAAAGGAGCCCAACUGGGUCUAGUGGCCUUCCGGCGUCAUUACAUGAUCACCCUGGAAGUCCCUGCUAGAGACAGAAGCUAUGCCUGGUUGCUUAGCUGGCUAACCCGACACAGCACCCGCACCCAGCACCUCAGUGUGGAGACCUCCUACCUACAGCAUGAAAGUGGCCGAAUUUCCACCAAGUUUGAAUUUAUCCCAAGCCCUGGGAACCACUUCAUUUGGUAUCAGGGGAAGUGGAUCCGGGUAGAACGAAAUCGAGACAUGCAGAUGGUAGACUUGCAAACAGGCACUCCUUGGGAAUCUGUCACCUUCACGGCCCUGGGCACCGACCGAAAGGUUUUCUUCAAUAUCCUGGAGGAAGCUCGAGCACUAGCCCUGCAGCAGGAGGAAGGGAAGACCGUGAUGUACACAGCUGUGGGUUCUGAGUGGCGUACCUUUGGUUAUCCACGCCGACGGCGGCCGCUGGGUUCUGUGGUCCUACAGCAGGGUCUGGCUGACCGAAUUGUCAAAGACAUCCGGGAGUUCAUUGAUAACCCCAAGUGGUACAUUGACAGAGGCAUUCCCUACAGACGUGGCUACCUUCUUUAUGGGCCCCCUGGUUGUGGAAAGAGCAGUUUUAUAACAGCUCUGGCUGGAGAACUGGAACACAGCAUCUGCCUGCUCAGUCUCACAGACUCCAGCCUCUCAGAUGACCGGCUCAACCAUCUGCUGAGCGUAGCCCCGCAGCAGAGCCUGGUGCUCCUGGAGGACGUGGAUGCUGCUUUUCUCAGUCGAGACUUGGCCGUGGAGAACCCUGUAAAAUACCAAGGUCUAGGGCGUCUGACCUUCAGUGGACUGCUGAAUGCUUUGGACGGGGUAGCCUCCACCGAGGCACGCAUUGUCUUCAUGACCACCAACCACAUUGACAGGUUGGAUCCUGCGCUGAUACGCCCUGGGCGAGUAGAUCUGAAGGAGUAUGUGGGCUACUGCUCACACUGGCAGCUGGCCCAGAUGUUCCAGAAGUUCUAUCCAGGGCAAACAUCUUCUUUGGCGGAGAACUUUGCAGAACAUGUCCUUGAAGCUACAUCCCAGAUUAGUCCUGCCCAGGUCCAAGGCUACUUCAUGCUGUAUAAAAAUGACCCCAUGGGGGCUAUUCACAAUGUUGAAUCUCUGAGGUGACCCUCCAGGCCACUGUCUGCUCUCAAAAAAAUCUAUAAACACCUGUCACAUUAGUCUGGUCUGUGACUUCCCUCCUCCCUUGCUGUGUUUGUACUUGAGAAUAAACCAGGAGUUGUCAUA
Acomys russatus (golden spiny mouse) is the source of this 1404-nucleotide messenger RNA. It is a transcript of the gene Bcs1l, whose product is annotated as mitochondrial chaperone BCS1. Bases 28 to 1284 code for a protein of 418 amino acids. Gene Ontology annotation, biological process: protein insertion into mitochondrial inner membrane from matrix; mitochondrial respiratory chain complex III assembly. NCBI's taxonomy places the organism in Eukaryota, Metazoa, Chordata, Mammalia, Rodentia, Muridae. Gene Ontology annotation, cellular component: mitochondrial inner membrane. Gene Ontology annotation, molecular function: ATP hydrolysis activity; ATP binding. The transcript is spliced from 7 exons. The record is from RefSeq and is a predicted model, not a curated record.